CCUUUCAUCCCGGUAUGUGAUGUACAGUGCUCUGCGCAGUAAAGCACUACUCCGCACAUCUCUGGAGUUAAACUAUCCUACGAGUCCGGUUGCUUGUCCGUCAGGGCCGGUUGGAGUUGUCCUGCGGUGUCCCAGACUUGUCGGUACGUGACCGGAAUCCAACACGCAGCCCAUCAGUAGAUCGAUACCAUCUCGAGCGCCGUGCGCAGCACCUGUCCUGAUCUAACGACAUCGCUGCGCGCUUAUCAAGCCUAGAUGACUCAGUGAUUACGAAUGAAACUCGGUUGAAAGAUGUUUAUAAGUUUGACCGCAGUACCGUUUACCCCACGUCCCAAUAGCCUAUCUGAUGCUGCCACUUAUCCUGUAUGACACCCUCUCCGAACUACCAGGUAAUCACUGGUCACCUAACCCCGCGAAGCCGAGGUUCGUCUUGAGCUACAAGGAUAUUCCAUUCGUGACCGUCUGGGUUGAAUACUCAGACAUCUCCAUCGCUAUGAAAUCCAUCGGCGCAACGCCUAGCAAACGCCGAGAUGGCUCAGACGUCUAUACUGUCCCUGUCCUCAGCGACCCAAACACUGGCUCCCUCAUCAGCGAUUCCCUUGAGAUUGCCUCCUACCUCGAGAAGACAUACCCCGAAAAGCCCAUUUUCCCAAAUAACUCAGAACCUCUGAUUCGCGCUUUCGACUCGACCUUUAUGGGCUUGGUUCGCUCUGUGAUGAAGUUCCUCGUCGCACGCUGCGCGGAAGUAUUAAGCCCAGCUAGUGCCGAGUUCUUCAUUCGAGUUCGUUCGGCGGACUUCCCGCCUGAGAUGCCUCGGGAUGAAUUAUCUCCCGAGGGCCCGAAGCGUGAUGCGGAUUGGGAGCUGCUAGAGAAGAUGUUCAAUACUGCUGCGUACGAAUGGUACCAGAAAAGUGACGGAAAGUGGAUCAUGGGCGAAACUUUCUCAUAUGCAGACAUCAUUGUCGCUUGUUUCUUGCUGAUGUGGAAACGAGUACUGAAGGAUGAUGAGUGGGCUAGGAUAAGUUCUUGGAAUGGCGGGAAAUGGGCCCAAGUCCUUGCGGAUGUUGAGAAGGAGUGUAAAUUGGCUUAGAUGCCCUGCGUGUAUAGAAUCGAUUCCAGAAACUCUGAUGAAACGAUAAUGAAUCAUUUCGACAGCUGAACGGAUACUCAAGUCACCAACGGCACAAACUUGCCACAACAGUCGUGUGGUGCGCAUGCAUACAAGAAGAAGCGACUGACCUCCAUCUUAUUUGGUCUGACUACUUGGGGGACUCAGAACUGAGUAACGACAGAAAGACGUGUUUUUUCAAGGAGCUUUAUACUUGAACUUGAGGGAUGUCAAUUUUACAGUGCACGGGUCAGGCUUGAAUGUUCGAACACCUCAAAUUUAAACUUACGAAUGAAUUAUUGCAAUGCUGGUCAGUUCUCCUGCCAGUGUUCAAGUGCAUCAGACUUCGCCUUCACGUACGAUGACGAUGUGCGCGUUGUAUAGCAGCGAGUGCGUCGCUAAUGCUGUAGAUCAAAUGCAAUCAAGUC
This is a messenger RNA of Suillus paluster, 1536 nucleotides long. RefSeq lists its product as uncharacterized. The coding region runs from base 347 to 1090 and encodes 247 amino acids. The record is from RefSeq and is a predicted model, not a curated record. The transcript is spliced from 3 exons. Lineage: Eukaryota; Fungi; Basidiomycota; Agaricomycetes; Boletales; Suillaceae.